Microthlaspi erraticum is the source of this 624-nucleotide messenger RNA. NCBI's taxonomy places the organism in Eukaryota, Viridiplantae, Streptophyta, Magnoliopsida, Brassicales, Brassicaceae. The record is from the annotation of a GenBank genome assembly.
AUGAGUUUGGCUUCUCCACGAGUUACAAGGACAGUGCUUCCUCGGAAAGUUUCUUCGAUUGCAUUUGCUAUUGGUGGAUUGGCUUCUUUCGUCAUCUUCGUCUCCCUGCUUCUUUUCACGCAUCCCAUUGGUUCCUCUGUUACUUGGUAUCUCUACGGCACUGACACCACUCAACCCGUGGGCUUUCACCACAAUAGUAGCGACUUUGAUACUUCUGAUCCAAACCCAUCUCCUGACUCUACCUCCUCAGACUCACCGCCAUUAACACGACAAGGUAGUGAUGAUAACAAAGUGUUUCCCGAAGACCCUAACCAUGUUACAUUAGGUAGAAACUCCGGUGAACCGAGGGAACAGAAAGAUGCAGAGGUGGUAUUUCAGGAGGCUCUUCCGAAGUUCGACGUGGUUGUUGUCUCGUCGGGCCAGUGGUUCGUCAAACAGUAUGUCUACAUUUUAAACGACGAGAUCGUUGGAGGCCAGUUAUGGUGGCCGGACAAAACAAAGCCUGCAAGGAUCAACAACGUCGAAGCGUUUGGUAUCUCUGUGGAGAUUAAAGCAAUAGCUAAACACCAAAACUACACGGGCCUAACCAUCUUAAAUAUACAAUCGUUAAAGGUUUACAAGUAA